This is a messenger RNA of Symbiodinium necroappetens, 586 nucleotides long. NCBI's taxonomy places the organism in Eukaryota, Dinophyceae, Suessiales, Symbiodiniaceae. The record is from the annotation of a GenBank genome assembly.
GCAAGAUGGCCCAGCAUCCGCCAAGCAAGCUUUCACGGAGGUCUGCAGCAUGUACGACCGCCGUUGGGGCCAGCUUCCAGCAAACCGUCGAAGCGAGGUGCUGGCGGACGUUACCAGGAUUUGCAGAUGCAAGUCCGUGAAGGAGGUCUUGGCCGAGCUGAUGCCAGCGGCACCCGGCGAGGAGGACCUUGCGGAGCUCCUGCUGUGGGCCAACAAGAACAGCCACAACGUGAAGGCGAUUCUCCAGGUGCCAGAGUUCCCCAUGAAAGCACAUCCGCUGACAGACAGCUGGCGGAGCGGUGUCAAACGUCGGCAGCAGCUUUGCGCAGAGGUGGACGAGGCACUUGCCAGCGGCCGCCCAAAAGCCGAGUGCUUGAAACUGCUUCUGGAUCUGGCUCGACACCCGCAACAUCCUGAAGAGCAGCCUGCCAGCAAGCAUCGCUUCGCCUCUCGCGAGGAGGCCUCGGCCGCUGCUGCCUUGGCGCGACGGGAGGCGGAGACCCGAAAAAGCGCCAAGGGAUCCGGGAAGGGCCUCAAUGCUGACCUGCCGACUAUGAGCAGCAAGCCGGUUCUCGCCGACUUUUUG